Molecule: messenger RNA, 1164 nt
Organism: Orbilia oligospora ATCC 24927
Lineage: Eukaryota; Fungi; Ascomycota; Orbiliomycetes; Orbiliales; Orbiliaceae
Exons: 2
Coding region: 1-1164 (387 amino acids)
Source: RefSeq, a predicted model, not a curated record
AUGUCACUUACCAUUCAAAAACUAUUUGAGAACUUCAUUGACCAGGCAGAACCUGAAGCUAUUGAGCUUUGUGCUGAAUUAGAGCUAUUAGAGGACAAUACCACGAAGAUGAAAACCAUGGUUUUUGCGUUUUUCCAAGAUUACAUCCAAGAGCUAAAAAAUAGCAUAGGAGCGCCCAAUGACGCCGGAUAUCCCCUGAAGAUGAAAUUCUUGGUACCUGCAACUAAGAAAACUGUGUUCAUGGAAGACCGAAAAUGCAUCCUGAACACUUGGUCGUUCGGAUAUUGGAACCAGUUUAGCACAAUAAAAAAGGAUAUCAAAAUUCUCUGCCAAAAGUACGACGAUAUCGCCGACGCUAAGCGAAAGUUUUCUAAUCGACUUUCCAGGGAGGCAGCAGCUCGUGGUAUAACAUUUGAUUCAUACCUCAAGGAUCUGGGGAUUCUUGAGAUGUUUGGCAAGUUUAAAAAAGGAAUGCGAACAAUUUAUCGCAAACUCGCACCGGCUGCGCAGAGGUUUGGCGCACUUCAAAUUGUCGCGCUGAAGGCAAAAGCUCUUAUGUGGAGAAUUUUUAAAGGCCCUAAAAUUUGGAAAACCAAGAAGUCAACGGGCUCAAUAGAGUGGGAGUUCACAAUUAGGCUUAACGUCGACUGGGCCAACGAGCUGGGAAGGUUGAAUACCAAGCUGACUGAUGAUAGAAUUUCCAAGGCUAAUGAUCUUGCGGAUUCCCGAUUCCCGGUGAUCAGCAAGUUCAAGCAACCAAAGGGCGAUCUGAAGAUUCUCAAAAAGAUUUUUGGUUGCAUAGAGGAAGGCACACAAACGGCUGGAAUCACCAACCACGGCCGCGAACCGUACGCACUGGACAUCAUCGGCGAAACCCUAGCUGAACUAAGUCUCGCAAAAUUCCUCGACGACAUAGACAACGGACGCCUCAAUUUAUUUCCGGGUGAAGACUCUGAGUCCGAAUCACCCCAAACCUGCCCGAAAACCCCGGAGAACGCCUUGGCCACUGACUUAUCUGAUGAUUUCGAAAGCAUGAAUUUCGACUUUUCUGAUAAUUUUUAUAGCAUGGGACCUUUGUCUACCGAGUCUAGAACGUCUCUAGUCUCCAGCCCCAACUCUGAAUUCAAAAGCCUUGAUCAGCUUGACAGAAUGGAUCUCGAUUAA